This is a messenger RNA of Acaromyces ingoldii, 2721 nucleotides long. RefSeq lists its product as hypothetical. The record is from RefSeq and is a predicted model, not a curated record. The coding region runs from base 87 to 2648 and encodes 853 amino acids. NCBI's taxonomy places the organism in Eukaryota, Fungi, Basidiomycota, Exobasidiomycetes, Exobasidiales, Cryptobasidiaceae. The transcript has a single exon.
CUUUCUUCGCAAGCAAACCAAAACCCAAAGGGAAAAGUCGACCUGUGACGAAGAGAGAGAGCGCGCGCGCGAGGGGGCUCUGAAGAAUGGCGAUUGCGAUGCUCAGGAGGGCGCCGGCGUGGUACGGGCUACUACCACGGGCACGCACUGAGGCCAUUACGGUUGCGAGGAAUGAUCGCAGAAGACUUUUAGCGACCUGGGGGGCCGAGGGAGAAGAAGAAGAUGGCAAGGGUGUCGGGCCCUCGUCAGCACCGGGGCCCAGUAACUUGCUGUACCACGACGACAACACUGCUACGCCCGACUUGGACGCGCUCGACGAGCUGAACCCAGUCCAAGUCACCGACACGGGUCGGAGUCGAGGAGCAGGGAAGAGGCAAUGGGAUCGAGGACCAGGCAAGAAGGAGUGGGACAAGGCCUUCGAGAACGUCCAAUCCAGCUUCACCGUUAAGCAGCUCCAGCAGCUGGCAAAGGAUGCUCAAGUGCCGAGAAAAAUCAUGUCGCAGCUCGCUGCGAGACCAGCACCACUUAUAGAGGCGAAAAAGGGCCUUGUUGGCCGACCAGCCAAGAGCAACUCCAAGGCCUCGGGGAAAAAGGCGAGACUGACAAAGGCGCUCCUGAUGCACCGCUUCGGCCUCCAAGAUCCGUACGAGGUGAAGCCCUCGGUAUCGAGGGCCAGAGCUAACCCACUGUCGAAGCUCGAGAUGAAGAUGCCCCACCACGCACUCUUCUUCUUUGCUGCUGACAAGGCUCUGCGAGGGCGAAGGCUGCUGCAGGAGAACCUGGCGACGUUGAGACCGGGCAGGCUGCUGGAGGAUGGUCUGGUGCAGGUGACAAUCGUGGGCGAGGAGGAAAGGCUGGAACAGGUCCAGAAGCGUAUCGAAGCCUUCACCACGACGAUCGCAAAGAGACCUGCAGUACUCACGUCGGGUCGAAGCCUGAUCGAGUCGCGCCACCUCCGUCUCAUUUCUCAGCUCUCCUCGACGUUUGUCGAGGCCGCAGGUGACGACGGCGACUUGGUCAUCUACUCGCUCGACGAAGCCGACCACAACCUUGCGCAGAAUCUCUUGGCGCAGAUGGACCGAGAGCUUCUCCUCGCAAAGCAGCGCAACCUGUACUCGUACGCAGCACCGCCCGUGCCUGCGGCCCUCGAGAUGUUCAUGCCCGAAUACGCAUUCAGCCACCACGUCGGGUCCGAAGAGCCACUACCCCUGCUUGCGCGCACGACGAGCGAGUCGAUCAGCGCCUCGCUCUUCCGCCUGACACGGCAGCGUGGCGGUGGACAGGCCGCUGGCGGUGGCAUCGACGAUCUCAUGUCUGAGCAGGAGCACGCGGUGCUCAGGAUGGCUGGCGAUCGACAGACGCUCUUGUCGCUGGAUGACGAGCAACAAGGCGCAAGGGAUGAUGUCCUGCACCAGCUCAGGGCGCAGCAGCCAGGAAGCGAGGAAGGGCAGGAGGAAACCUUUUCGGUAUCCUUCGGCCAUCUCCUCUUUGACAACGUCGCCGCGAACCGGCUCAGCAGCACAGAGUCGCCACCGACACGGAUCCAGAGCCUGCUUCGGCCGCCGCUGGCAAAGGCCUGGCCGCUGCAGUAUGCCCUCGACCGACUUCCCUCGUCGCCCUCGUCGGCGCUGCUCCCCGAUCGGCUUGACAGCCCGGCAUUUGUGCCGUGCGUGCCACCGGUGGCGCACCUGCUGCAACCGGGCUACAAGCGACGCGAAGACAGCUACAAUCCCAUCGAGACGGCGUCGUCACGCAAGGCACAAGAGCUGCUCCGGCAGCGCGAGUGGAGCCUCACCAUUGAGCGCCUCUCGAGGGGUGCCGCAGAGGAGCAGAGCAGGUGGGAAGAGGAGGAGGAGGCGAGGGAGCUCGAGAGAAAGUCCAAGUUCCCCGACAAUGUCGAUGAGGCCAGCUGCACGGUGCAGGACCUCGUCGAGGUUGUCUACGCUAGCAGCGCAGAGGGAGAGAAGGCCCAAGAGCUGAGGGUGCUCGUGGAAGUGGGAAAGAGUGACGCAGGAUGGAAGGCGAGGUGGUUCAACAGGAAGGAGGUGGACGUCGUCGCGCCCGAGAGCAGCGUCGACUUCAGGCUCGAGCAUCUGGCAUCCAUCGACGCACUGCAGGACGGUAGCGCAGAGUCGCAGGGCAAGAUCGAGGAAAUCGUCAGUUCUCUCGAGGCUUCUUCCCUCUCUUCCUCCUCUCCAACAUCGCCACCCGUGCCGAUGGCCACGUCUGGCUCGUCGCCGCCGGCCGAGGUUGAGCUCCGAGGAAAGCGACUGCUUCUUGUCAAUGCCACACGCACGACACGGGUCAGUUGGAACUUGCUGGAUCCGGCAGUGAAGAAAGACUCGGCCUGGGUCAAGAAGCUCGUCUUGGAUUACAAGAUUGGGGAGGGAGACGACGGGUCUUCGAGACGGGAGAUGAGGAUCGAGUAUAGGAAGGUCAAGGGGCAUGGUACAGGAGUCGUGGAUAGCGCUGGCCCAGAACCAGACACGGCUACGAAGGAAGAGGAGGCUGAGGAGAAGGGAGAAGACAAAAUAAACGUGCAAGCUCACGCUGCCGCUUCUUCGGCGCCGAGAUGGCUGGAAGUCUCGAAGCUACUAGCUCCCUUCUUGGAGAAGGGCUACCUGACCAUCCCAGGAACGCUUCGCUGAGAAGGACAGGGAACUGAAAAUAAUAGACACUUGCUCUAAUCUUAGUCAAUUGUACACUGGAAGUAACUCGAAC